This is a messenger RNA of Neurospora tetraspora, 549 nucleotides long. RefSeq lists its product as uncharacterized. Lineage: Eukaryota; Fungi; Ascomycota; Sordariomycetes; Sordariales; Sordariaceae. Bases 1 to 549 code for a protein of 182 amino acids. The transcript is spliced from 3 exons. The record is from RefSeq and is a predicted model, not a curated record.
AUGUCUACCGAGAACAACUCCACCCUCAAGUCCUACAUCGACUCCGCCACCGGCGCUGUCCAGAACGCUGUUGGCAAUAUCAUUGGCAACCGCGGCGAUCAGGCCGAAGGUCAGCUCAAGCAGGAGAAGGCUCACGCCGAGCACGCCGCCUCGCACGACGCCGCUAAGCUCCCCGGCUUCACGGCCACCUCUGACGGCGCCGUCGCCGCCGACCACCCCGACCGCGCGUCCGGUUCUUGGAAGCAGACCGCCGGUGCGGCCAAGGAGUUCAUCGGUGGAACCAUUGGCUCUGAGGAGCUCAAGCAAGCCGGCCGUCAAGAAAACCGCGAAGGCCAAGAGCAGGAGGCCCGCGGCCAGGUCAAGGACCUCGGCGAGGGCGCCAAGGACCGCUUCACGGGCCAGCUCGGCGGCGCUGCGGCCGCGCUCGUCGGCGACCGCGAGAAGCAGACCGAGUACCAGACUCAGCAUGAUGUUGGCAAGGCCCAGCAGCGCGGGGCGGAGCAUGAUAUCCAGAAGGAGGCUGAGGCGCAGAAGAGGGCUGAUCUCUAA